CUACCGUCCAUCCUUAAGCAAAGGCUAAUGAUAGCAGUGCCUCCUGAGACGAGGCCGCCAGCGGCUCGCCUCGCUAGAUUCGGUGAACUAUCACUUCUUGAAACAGCUGAGUCAAAUCCCCAGACUCGGUUGUUUCCUUUCAAUUCCAUCAAGGCAGAGAGCCUCAGCUCCUCGGUCUAUCCUGGUUUCUUCAGCUCGUGACAUGAACAUGAUCCAUACUAACAUGUCAAGGAUGACGCUGGAUGUCACUUCACGGCGGACAUAUACAUGCCAAAGGCAAGCUGGGACAUCCGAUGUCACCAUAUUAUAAUUCGUCUUUAUACUCUCUGUUGUGGCCCUUUGUUUGUCAUUCGUCUUGGUGGGUUGGACUGCAAGGCUGAUCACAUCCAAUCAAGAGGUUACGGCAUAGCCUCUUCCUCCGGCCUAACGUGUCUCGUUUUUUAUAAGCCGCUGGACAUUACUGUGAGUAUCUCCUCCAGCAGGUCACUGUGUGCAUUCAUACAGAUGGCUGAUACUUUUUGCAUACCGAUAACUGCCCUCGUCGUGAUGGUCUCGGGUUAAUCGAGCUAAGUAUGCGAGUGGCUUUUAUAUUGGCGGUCCCUCCAAUCUGCUAGAGACAUCCAAUAACCCGCGAACUAAGACAUGCAUAAGUCUAUCCUUUGUUCUCCAUCUAGGCUAGAAUGGUUGGUCGAUUGAGCCUCCAAGCCAUGCAUUUCGAGUAUCUCUGUCACAUUUGUAAACAGGGCUUUGCGUAUUUGAAGGAGUGAUCGAAAGCAAAACAAGCCACGAGGCAACUCUGGAAUGUGACUUGGAUCUUGGUUUCAUAUAUUAUCAACCUUAUGGGAAUAGUAAUGACUCUGAUUCUGCUAUUCAUAGGUCUGUCUCUUGUCUGACCAAUCAUAUCGCGCAGCAGGUUGCUUGGCUCAUGAGUUGAUGACAAUACCAAUGUCAGUCUGUCUUUCCAGUGAAGUUUCUUUC
Fusarium oxysporum Fo47 is the source of this 978-nucleotide messenger RNA. RefSeq lists its product as uncharacterized. The record is from RefSeq and is a predicted model, not a curated record. The coding region runs from base 268 to 561 and encodes 97 amino acids. The transcript has a single exon. Lineage: Eukaryota; Fungi; Ascomycota; Sordariomycetes; Hypocreales; Nectriaceae.